Molecule: messenger RNA, 714 nt
Organism: Xiphias gladius (swordfish)
Lineage: Eukaryota; Metazoa; Chordata; Actinopteri; Istiophoriformes; Xiphiidae
Product: melanocortin-2 receptor accessory protein 2A-like
Exons: 3
Coding region: 7-714 (235 amino acids)
Biological process (GO): protein localization to plasma membrane; regulation of adenylate cyclase-activating G protein-coupled receptor signaling pathway
Cellular component (GO): endoplasmic reticulum; plasma membrane
Molecular function (GO): type 4 melanocortin receptor binding; signaling receptor regulator activity; type 3 melanocortin receptor binding
Source: RefSeq, a predicted model, not a curated record
UUUGAAAUGUCCGACUCAUACAACCGGAGCCAAACCAGCGCACGUCGCAGUGACUACGUGUGGCAGUAUGAAUAUUACGACGACGAGGAGCCCGUGUCUUUUGAGGGACUCAAAGCGCACAGAUAUUCCAUCGUCAUCGGCUUCUGGGUAGGACUCGCCGUGUUUGUCAUAUUCAUGUUCUUUGUUCUCACGCUGCUCACUAAGACAGGAGCACCCCAUCAAGAAAACCCAGACUCUGCCGAAAAGCGUCAUCGACCAGGGAGCUGUCUGGUAGACAAUGUUGGUCCCCAGGAUGAAAAUGACAAAGCCUUUUCUCGUCCACUGCUAGCAGAGUCCCGCUCAUAUUUUCAUUUCUAUAUCAACAAGGAGGAUCAGGGUCCGGGGAAGCAAAAACAUGAGGACAAGAGAGUUGGAAAGCACACUGGGGCCGGAGAGCAGCAGGGGACCCGCAACCGGCCCAGAGGCAUCAUCUCCUCAGGGAUGGAUGAUAUGGAGGAGGACAUUGAGGAAGCUGAGGGGCAACAAUCUCUCAAGGGACUAAUAGAGGAGGGUAAGACAGACCGAGAGUGUGCCUUCCUGUCCCACUUCAACAUCCCUAACUUCGUGAACUUGGAGCACAGUUCAACACUGGGAGAGGAUGAUCCGCUUUAUGAACCGUCCGUCAUACUGGAGCGCCAGUCUCACUCUCAGGAUGCUCACUGUGACAUCCACUAA